UUCAUUCAGCAUCACACUCCCGGCAGAGCCAAUCGAUGCCUAACUGAGGAACUUACGGAGGCAUUGAUUGGCUGCAAGACUUCCAUAUAACGAGCAGUCGACAGAACGUUGGAUCUAUAAAAUACGCUCACACGAAUGUGAAAUGGCUCUCGAAGAAAUUCAGUCACAACUUGGAGGAAAAUGGAAACUCGAUAGGAGUGAAAAUUUUGACGAAUUUUUAAAAGAGUUAGGUCUCAAUGUGGUUUUCCGUAAAAUGGCAGGGGCUGCGAAACCCGUGAUUGAAAUCAAGAUUGAAAACGACACGGUUAAUAUAGUCUCAAAAGUCAGUUUCUUCAAUCAAGUCAUCUCUUUUAAGCUGGACGAGCCCUACCAACAGAAUUACGAGGGACUAGAAAUGAAUUGUAUGUCUAGAUGGGAGAACGGCAAAAUAAUAACAGAAGCAAAUCCGGUUGCGGAGGGAAAAGGAAAGGCUCAGAAAUUCGUGAGAGAAAUAAGUAACGACGAACUAAUUCAGACUAUGUAUGUUGGAGAUGUAAAAUGUACUAGAGUCUUCAAGAGAACCUCAGAGUGAAAAGAAGGGGGCCCAAUCAUACAAUUCUGUAUUGAAUCACUGCAUUUGCUUUAAGCUAUUGUCUAUAAGCAUGGUACAGUGUCGAACAAAAUUAAGUCGAUAAAAUGAGAGGAUGGCGAGUGCUUUUUGCGUAUUCGUUCCUUUGUAGUCAUUCUUUAGUAUUAAGGUACCUCACUACACACAGACUCUUACUUUUUAAAACACUACGUCACAAGAUGGCGAUUUAAAUGUUUUUUAAUUUUUUUUUUAUAUCUUUCGAUUCGGUUGUAUAUCGUCGUAGCUAAGUGGUUAAAGUAUUGGGCUUCUGGAACCACAAAUCAUGAGUUCGAAUCCGACUGGAGCUUUUGCUCAUGUUUACUGAAUUAAAUAUUCGAAAAUGUAAUUUUUCAUCCAAAAUUGCACAUUUUUUUGCUUAUUUGAUUUAAAUACUUUUUAUCCAUUAUGACUCUCAUAAUCAAGUAAUUUUCUGCUGAUUUGAGAAAAUAUUUCAAGGUGUAAUGAGCCACCUUAAGUCUUUUCUGAAGUAACUGUUAUGUUUGAUUCCAUCAAUACCUUACUCCCUUUAACAAAUUGGUACAAGUUGAAACUAAAGCGCCUUUAACAAGAAUAAAACAUGUCUCUUUUAAGAAAAUAUUUUAUUGCUAUGUUGAAUUCUUUGAACUGCUUGUCUUGUGCAUAAAGAUUUUUUUAGUAUAGACCAUGGGAAGAAGUGUUCAAUUUUAGCUGUUGAAAUUUAACACCCCACCCGUGAUAAAUGUGUAUUUUGUUGAUAUUUGUUCAUUUUUACAAUUUCGAAUGUACAAGAUAACAAUUGAACUCUUUUACCAGAGAAGUUGUUUCUGUUUUUACAUUCCAGAAUAUAUUGUCCUCUAUCAGACAUAGAAGCCAAAAUUGUUUAACCCAGCUUGCGUACAUGUCUGUAUGAACUGUUAAUAUAGCGGCGUUUUGCUGCUUUUAGCAUUAAAUAUCGCAUCGAUGUGUUGCUUUAUUUUCCAGUUGUUAUUUUACGACAAUAAAGUUACACCACUAAAUGUCA
Magallana angulata is the source of this 1607-nucleotide messenger RNA. RefSeq names its product cellular retinoic acid-binding protein 2-like. Gene Ontology annotation, molecular function: fatty acid binding. Gene Ontology annotation, cellular component: cytosol; nucleus. Lineage: Eukaryota; Metazoa; Mollusca; Bivalvia; Ostreida; Ostreidae. Gene Ontology annotation, biological process: fatty acid transport. The record is from RefSeq and is a predicted model, not a curated record. The transcript is spliced from 5 exons. Bases 143 to 571 code for a protein of 142 amino acids.